CUCCUCUGAUUCCCAACCGCUCCACCUCCCUCCUCUAAUCUCUUAUCAUGGCGACGGCGGCAACAUCUCGGCCCAGCGGUCCUGUCCUUUUGAGCCCCUUUCCCAACUACCAAUCCGCCUCGCUCUCCCGUGUCAAGCUCUCCGCCGCCGGCUCGGCGGUCAAGUCCGUCAGCGUCUCGUCUCCCCCCUCCUCCCCCACCGCCGCCCACAAGAUCCGUCGGUCCUGCAUGUGCUCCCCGACGAACCACCCCGGCUCGUUCCGCUGCAGCCUCCAUAAGGAGCGCAAGCAGGAGGUCCAAGCCGCCGGCAGCAAGCCCGUCUCCGCCCCUUCGUCGCCGCCCGUCGGCAGCGGCUGCUCUAGGCGCCAGGUCAGGGCGCUCCCGCAGCUCGUCCCCGUGGGGAGCGGGCACUGGGCACGCAGGGCGCUUGCACCGUCCCCCGCGGCGCAGCAGUCGCAACACCGGAAGCGCGCUGAGCGGUUCCGCGCCGGACCCAGCCGGCUAUCCGCCGUGUCCAUGGCUGGCGGCCGCGCAGGCAGCUACCAGUAAAAAAAAACAUCGUCGACAUGUCAUAGCAGCAAGAUACAGUACAUACUGCACAAAUUGCACAUAGGAGAGAAAUCCUCCGAAUAAUCCCGGUCGCUGUAUAGAAGAUCGGUGGGUUAUAUUAGGCCGGAAGAUUGGAGUUUUAGACCCAAUUCCAUCCCGGCCUGAUCAAUUAGCUAGCUUAUAUUUGUAUAUAGAGUGGCUGUACAUAGAGUGAGCCUCUUCCUCCUCCCUGCUGCACAUAGAGUGAGUUCGUCAUCUCUGCUCCACCUGUACAUAGAGUGUGCUCUCUUCCUCUCUUUCCGCUGUGUAUAACCCCUGAGUUUGGUUCUGGAUAUACAUCAAUGCAAAUGAGUGACAAAUUGGAGACA
Triticum aestivum (bread wheat) is the source of this 916-nucleotide messenger RNA. RefSeq lists its product as uncharacterized. The record is from RefSeq and is a predicted model, not a curated record. Bases 48 to 548 code for a protein of 166 amino acids. NCBI's taxonomy places the organism in Eukaryota, Viridiplantae, Streptophyta, Magnoliopsida, Poales, Poaceae. The transcript has a single exon.